GUGACAGUUGACCCCUCACUCACCCCAAGCCGGUCGACGACGACCAUGUAUUCUUCCAGACCGUCUGUCUGAGUUGUCGUCCGUAGCCGGAUAGCGGGUAGAUGGACAGUCGCAACAUGGUUCUCCACGGGGGGGGGAUGGUCUAGAUAGGGAAUAUAUACCCCCAAUUGAUAACCCUCUCCUCAACCACAUGUUAUCACCCUCCAUUCUCUUUGCUCUCCUCCUUGCCGUCCAUUUCUUUCAACAACAUCAGCAUCAUGACCUCCACCCCCCCCAGCCCCCAAGGCCUGAAUCUAGGCUACUCCCACCCCCACCCCUUCUCCCUCAUUUCACUUUCCACCCGCUCCUCCGUCCAAGCGUUGCUGACCUCCCUCCUCGACCCCUUGCUGCCAUUUUUCUCACCGCUGAAAUCCCGUAUCAAGUGCCCGGGCGCCACCGCGGUGAGGUUUGAUCAGUCGGCCUCGGAAGUGGAGGGCAUAUGCCGCCCGCUGUGGGGGCUUGCGUGCUUGCUGGCGGGAGGGGGGGGGUAUCAUGCGGCAGAAUACUGGGUGGAGGGGAUAAGAAACGGGGUUGAUCCCGAUGGGGAGGAGUAUUGGGGGUAUCCGAGGGAUAAUGACCAGAGGAUGGUGGAGAUGUGCCCUUUGGGGUUUGCGCUUGCCGUGGUGCCAGGGAUAUGGGAGGGGUUGGGAGAUAAGGGGAGGAGGGAUCUGGAGAGUUGGUUGGGGAAUAGCAUCAAUGAGAAGAACAUGCCGGACACGAACUGGUUGUGGUUUAGGGUUUUUGCGAAUCUUGGGCUGAAGAAGAAUGGGGGAAAGUAUAGCCAGGAGAGGUUGGAUAGGGAUGUUGAGCAUCUGGAAACUUUUUACAGAGGGGAUGGAUGGAGUAAUGACGGGCCAGAGGGGAUUCAUCAAAUGGACUACUACUCCUCCUCCUUCGCCAUCCACUUCCUCCAACUCCUCUACGCCAAACUCGCCGGCCACGACGAGCCCGCCCGCGCGGCCGAGUUCAAGAAGCGGGCGCAAAUGGCCGCCCUCGACUUAGCUCACUAUUACGACACAGAAGGCCGGUCCAUCCCCUUUGGCAGGUCGGUAGGCUACCGCUUUGCCAUGGUCUCCUUCUGGGGAGCGAUUGCCUACGCCGAUGUUGAACUCCCGAAACCGCUGACGUGGGGGAUGGUGAAGGGGAUUGUGAUGAGACAUCUCCGGUGGUGGCAGACGCAGGCUGACAUGUGGAGCAGCAGCGGGACGUUGACGAUUGGGUAUAGUUAUCCGAAUAUGUACAUGGCUGAGAAUUACAACAGUCCUGGAUCGCCGUACUGGGCUUGUCUGGCGUUUAUCUGUCUCGCCGUCCCUGAGACGCACCCCUUUUGGACUUCGGAAGAACAAGACCACUGGGGUGUGCUGCCCCCGGUGAAGGCUCUGCCUCAGCCGGGCCACAUCAUGGUCAGCCUCGGAACCCACACCUUCCUCCUCUCCUCCGGUCAAGCCUGCUCCUACCCCAUGAAAGGCACCCACGCCAAAUACGGCGGCUUCGCCUACUCGUCCUCCUACGCCUACUCCGUCCCCCCCGGGCUCUUCACACUGGAGCAAUACGCCCUAGCCUCCCAACUCGGCCUUUCCGACGACGGGGGCGAGUACUGGAAAACCAGACGGCUGUCAGCCUCCCAGCUCAAAACAGCACCAGAUGGGACCCCGUUCCUCAUCUCAGAGUGGAAGCCUUUUGUGGAUGUCCACGUCAAGACCUAUCUCCUUCCGCCUGUUCCAGGAGCGACGGAGAACUACCAUUUCCGGGUUCAUCACAUCUGGGCCGAGGGAAGGGAGGUCAUGACGGCUGAUGGGAGUUUUGCCAUCUGCAAUGAGUCGACGCUGCGGGAGUCAAAGGGGCGGUAUUUGGAUUUGUGGGAUGAGUCCAAGGGGGAGGGGACGAGUCCAAAGCUGAUUGGGAAUUAUGAUCUUGCUACUCCUGAGGCGUGGGCAGACGGCCAAAAGGGGGCGUUUGCGGUUCAUAAGACCAAGGGUGCGGUUGGGAUUAGGGCUUUGGAGGGCGGGAGUAUAAGGAAGGCGAACUUGGUGAAUGCCGACCCCAACAGCAACCUGGUCGAGAGCAGGACUGCUAUCCCGACGUUGCAGGGGACGGUGAAGAAGGGGGAAAAGGUUUGGUAUGUCGGUGGGAUUUAUGCCCGCCCGGGCGGGAAGCCAGAGGAAUUUUUGAGCGGGUGGGACAAGAUUCCCGAGCUGCCGGGGUGGUUGAAGGAGGAGAUUGAAAAGUCAUCUUGAGGUCCGAGUUGGGUAAUGAAAUUAUGAUUUGAAAAGUAACAAGAACGCUAGGUGGUUGAAUGAACCAGAUUAUGCAAAUAUGCAAGAGAUACGUGUGAAUCCC
Messenger RNA from Podospora pseudopauciseta, 2379 nucleotides. RefSeq lists its product as uncharacterized. The record is from RefSeq and is a predicted model, not a curated record. NCBI's taxonomy places the organism in Eukaryota, Fungi, Ascomycota, Sordariomycetes, Sordariales, Podosporaceae. The coding region runs from base 258 to 2276 and encodes 672 amino acids. The transcript is spliced from 4 exons.